AUGGGUUUCGCGCACGGUCUCUCCUUCACUCCCGCCGCCCCGCCCACGCCCGUGCCGCGAUCGUCGUCCCACGGGCUUUCGUUCUCCGCUGCACCGUCUCCCACGGCCAUGGCCCUUUCCUUCACUCCCGCAGCUCAUCCCACGCCCGUACCGCGAUCGUCCUCCCACCACCAUCUCACGCUUCUGAGCGCAAGCCUUAGCGGGGACUUGCCGAUUACCGCCAAUGAGCUCCCCGUGGCGGUGUUUGCGGUCGAUCGUGACCUGGUGUGCGCGCUCUGGAACAGGCGCAUGGCGGAACUGACUGGAUGGGCGGAAGGGGAAAUCAUGCGCCUGGGGCGAUUCGCGGAAGGUCGGUUUGCGGAACGGCUCUUCCGCCCCGCCAGUGCCUCCGCGCCGUUCCGCCGAUGUGAGGACGUUCUCCGCGCCGCGCUCUUUGGCCGCGAUAUAGUCACGGCGGAGUUGCUUCUACUGAAGCGCGGAGGCAGCUGCGCGCGCGUGCGGUUAUUCGCCAGCGCGCGCACCGACGCGCUCGGUGCAGUUUGCGGUGCAAUCUGCGCCGUCAUUCCCGCGUCUUCGGGAGGCGGGGGAGGGUCGGCGGCCGCGCUGAGCGCAACUUCCGCGCAUGGCUUCGACGUGGACGGCGGCGGCGGCGGCGGGAGUGGAGGCGGCUUGCCGCCAUUUGCGCCGUCCUUUGCGGCGGGCGAAACCGAGGAAUGGCUGCAGCGGAACGCGUCGGCGGGGAGUCUGUACGGCAUGCACUCCGUGGACGAGGAAUCCGUGGGCGACGACAGCGACGCGGCCAGCAGCUGCAGCGACCUCUACCAGCUCGGCUCCGCCCCGUUCGGCAGCAGCGCCAGUUGCGGCGGGAAUUCCGGCGGCUCCAGGCGCCACGUCAUGGAGCCCGCCUUUCAAAUUGCUGCCAGGUCUCUUAACCUUUCUGCCUUACCCCCUCUUCCCCCCCCCCCGUUCGCCUCCAACUCCCCCUCUUUCCCUUGUUGUUGGGUCGAUUUUCUUGCAGCUUAUUCCUCUCUCACGGGCAUGCGUCGCAAUAUCAGCAGUGAUGCCCUCAAUAACGCGGACACGUCUCCAUCCCACCACCACCACCACUCCCACCGUUCAGCAUUCUCCUUCCAACCCACCUCUACCACUUCCAACCACCCCACUUCCACUCUCUCCUUCUCCUCCUCCCUCUCCCGCCCGCUCUCCUCCCGGCCGUACCCCACCUCCUCUUCCUCCUCCCUCUCCUCCGCCUUCUCCCACUCCUCCUCGCACUCCUCCUCCCCAAUCGUUUCCUCCUCAUCCUCGCUAGUGCGUGCUCUGAUAGCGGACGGAGUGACCACAGGGCGCAACGACCUGGCGCACCAGCUGGAGCGCUGUGGGUUUGACGUGGUCAGCGCCACGUCAGUGCAGGAAGCUGCGUGGAAAUACGAGCAGGCCGCUCUCCACGGCUCUCUCCCUUCCCCCUUUCCUACUGCUCCUCCUCCUCCUCCUGCUCCCUCUGACGCCGCCUCUGCUGCUGGCGCUGCUGCAGCUACCAAUUCCCCCGCCGCCGCCGCCAGCGCCGGUGCCCCUCAUGCCGCCGCUGCGGGUGGUGGGAGUGGGGGAGUGCUGUUCUCCCUGGUGGUCCUGGAUCUAGAGCAGGCCACCAGUAGGGCAGGGCAGGCGGCCAUUCGGGAUAUCCGGCGUGCCGAGCGGGCGCUGCUGUCUCGCCGCCUCACUCUCGGCACCGCCAAGCCUGCUGGCACUUCCGGCGCUGCUGCUGCUGGUGCUGCUGCUGGUGCUGCUGCUGGUGCUGCUGCUGGUGCUGCUGUUGGUGCUGGGUUUGCUGGGGCUGGGGCUUCUGUUGGUGCUGGAAUUGCUGGUGCUGACGGGGACAUGAGGUCUCUGGGAGGGCUCAAGGUGCUGAGUGACGAGGGCGAGGAGGACGAGGAGAGGAGUGAGGAGGGGAGGAGCGAGUGGGGUGGCGACGAUGAGGACCUCUCUCUUUUCGACGCGGACGACGACGAUUUCCGCGAAGCUGCCGAAGUGCGGCCGGCCCUCCUUUCUUCAAUCGCCCGGCCGGCGGCGCCCUCCGCGCAGUCUGCCGUCGCAACUUCCGCCGCUUCCGCCGUGACUCCCGCCGGAAUUCUAGCGGCACCUCCCGUUCUCGCGAUUUCCGAACCAGCCCAGCCGUCGCAAGCGGAAUCUAUUCCCGGGGCUGCUCCGAAGCUGAUUGGGGAGGGUCGGAUUGGGAAGUGGGAGAUCGGCGGAGCAAGCGGAACAGGCGGAGCAGGCGGGGAAGAAGCAGAGGAGGGUGGGGGUGGGGAGGGAGAAAGCGGUGCAGUGGAAGAGAGUGGGUUUGGAAGGGAUGCAGAGGAGGACGAAUCGCACAGAGAGGGAGGCGAAACGGAGAAGGCUGGUGAAAGGGAGGAGAGCUUGUUGGGUGGAGAAAAGGUAGAAGUGGCGACCGGGUUGGGUGAAGAAGAGGAGGCGAGUGGGUUGUCGCAUGUGGGAUCUGCUAACGAAGACUCUCCUAACGGGCUUGCUGCUGAUAGCGAGGGAUUUACUAAUGAGGAUGAGUCGGAACAGGAAACGGGCGGGCGGGAAGGUGAGCUGGAGAGUGGGACGAAUGCCGCAGGGGGAGCAGGGGGAGCAGGAGGAGCAGAAGGGACUGGGGGGCAAGGUCAAGGGGACCGGCGGACAGAGGGCGGGAGAAAGAAGAAGAAGAAGGGGAAAGGGAAGGGGAGAGGGCAGAACGCCGGUCCAAUUGCUGCACCAGCAGCAGCAGCAGCAGCAGCAGCAGCAGCAGCAGCAGCAGCAGCAGCAGCAGCAGCAGCGCAGAAUACAGACGCAAGGGUAGAUCUGGCACGACCCAAUGACAACCCAAGGGGCACUUCCGGUGCAGUGGGAAUCAUCCCCACAGCGAGGGCUCCCCCCUCAGGGGGGAUUUCCGCAGCAACCCCAGAUGCAGGUUCGCUGAAGGAAGAAUGGCAGCAGCAGGUGGAUGAGUUGAAGACUGCUUUGGCCCGGGAAAAAGAUGCUAGAGUGGCUGCAGAGGAGCAGGCGAAACGGGCAGAAAGAAAGGCUUCUUGCGCGGCCGAGGAAGCUGCCCGGUCGGCGGACGGGCAGCGGCGGGCAGAGGCUGAACGGGCAGAGAUGGAAAGAACGAAAGCUGAGAUGCUGAAGAAGCUGCGGCAUAUAGUAGAGGAGGCGGUGAAGAGAAAGAAGGAGGCGGAAGAGGAGAAAACCGUUGCCGAAGCUGCCGCCGCAGCUGCGGUGAAGGAUCGGAACGAGGCUCGGAAGGAGCGGGAUGAGGCUCGGGGAGAGAGGGACGGGGCCGUGCAGGAGAAAGAGCGGGCGGUGCAGGAGAGAGAGGCGGCUGUCGGUAAACUGGAGCGGCUUAUAAAGGAGCGAGAUGGAGCAGUUAGGGAGCGGGAGAGUGCGGUGAAAGAGAUUACGAAACGGUUGAGUGGUGAGAGGGACGCAGCGGUGAAGGAGAGAGAGGUGGCAGUGUUACAGAGGGGGGCGGCUGUGAGGCAUGUGGAGGCGGUGGAAGGGAGUGUGCGGCGUGCUGUGGGGAGAUUGGGAAGGGAAGCGGAGCGGGUUGAGAAGUUGUUUGAAGGGAUGUUUGGUGUGAAGAUGGGUGGCGGGAGGAUGGGUGAUGGGAGGAAGAAUGAUGGAGAAGUGGAGGGAAGCAGUGGUGGUAAUGGUGGUGGUAAUGGAGUGAGUGGUACUGGUACUGGUACUGGUAGGGGGGGGAGUGCCACUGACGAGGCUAGCCCUGCUAAACAAGCAACAGCAGCAGCGGGAGCGGCAGGGGCAGCAGGGGGAGCAGCAUCAGCAAAAGCAGCAGCAGAAGAUGAAGAAGACGUGGUGGCAAGGUUUGAAGCAGGAGUGCAGAGGGUUUCAGCGGUUAUCGAGCUGGCAGCUAAGUCCAUGCGACGGCAAAGAGAGGAGAUGGAGGAGCGAGCAGUGGCAAUGGCUGUGGAGGUUUCUCAGUUAGAAUCUGAUGUUGCUGAUGCGAAGAGGGAGGUUGAGAGAGUGAGAAAGGAAGGGGAGGAGGAGGUGGAGCGAGUGAGAAAGGAGUGGGAGAGGAGGGUUGAGGAGGGGAAGGUGGAGGGGGGGAGAUGGAGGGCGGCUGCUGAGGAGGCGGAGAGGAGAGUGAGGGAGGUUGAGGAGGAGAGGAGGAGGGAGAGGGGGAGGGUGAAGGAUUUGGAAAGGGUGCGAGGGGAGUUAGAGCGGUUGAGAGAGAAGGUUGGGAGGAGCGGAAAGAAUGAUGGUUCAGUUGGAGAGGGGGUAGAAGGUGGGGAACGGAAUGAAGGGAAGGAGGACACGGAAGGGAAGGAAGGGAUGGAGGAGGAGGGGAGGGAGGGAAGCGUGGAGGAGAUCAAAUGGGUGGAGAGACGGUUGGAGGAGGCUGAAAGGGCGGAGAGGGAGAUAGAGCUGCUGCAGCAGCAUGUGGAGGAGGAGAGGAGGGAGAGUAAGGAGGAGAUGGAAAAGAGCAGAAUUGAGUUGCAGCAGGUGGAAGGGGCAUUGCGCAAGGAGAGGGAUGUGGGGAGGCGAUUAAAGGAGACAUUGGAGGGAUUGCAGAGGGAGGGGUUGCGGGCCGCAGAACAGAUCGCGGCACUCCAGGCCAGCUUAUCGGAGUGUGAGGCGGAGGCGGGCCGAUGGUGGGAGGCAGCCAAGGAGGUGGGAGGAGCAGAGCAGACUGCAUAUGCUUCCGCAGCGCCCCAUCUGGCUGAGUGUGAGGCGGAGGCAGGCCGAUGGCGCGAGGCGGCCAAGGAGGAGGCGGCAGCGGGGAGUGCAGUGGCUGAAGAGAUGGAGGAGAUGCGCGGGCAGCUUCUUACCCUGGAAGGCGAGGCCGAGAAGUGGCAGAGGGCAGCAGAGGAGGCACAAGCCAUGCUGACGUCACGCGACGAGCUGGCAGCAGCAGCAGUUGCCGCCCGGGAAGCCGCAGAGCGGUCGCUACGGGCGGCAGACAGGCGGGUGGCGGAGUUGCGUGAACGAGUGGAGGAAUUGCAGCAGCAGCUAGAAGACGAAACAACCCACCGUAGCGGAGCUAGGGGGGCUGAGAAUGCAGGUCGGGGAUGGGGGUUGAGUGGAGUGUGGGGACCAGGAGAGGGAAGGGGCGGGAGUGUGGUGGGGACAGGGCAAGGGGGAGGGGUUGCUAGCCGGCUGUGUUGCUGUUGGCCUUGGUUGUCAGUGGGAAGAGGGAGAGGAAGAGGAGUGAGUGGGGAGUCAGGAGGAAGGGAUGCAGAUGAUGAUGAAGGUAGUGCUUUGGAACAGCUGAUGGUGCCACUUGUUUGA
Messenger RNA from Closterium sp. NIES-65, 5286 nucleotides. The record is from the annotation of a GenBank genome assembly. Lineage: Eukaryota; Viridiplantae; Streptophyta; Zygnematophyceae; Desmidiales; Closteriaceae.